Ilyonectria robusta is the source of this 861-nucleotide messenger RNA. Its product is annotated as putative CmcJ-like methyltransferase. The record is from RefSeq and is a predicted model, not a curated record. The transcript has 4 exons. Gene Ontology annotation, molecular function: oxidoreductase activity. Bases 1 to 861 code for a protein of 286 amino acids. NCBI's taxonomy places the organism in Eukaryota, Fungi, Ascomycota, Sordariomycetes, Hypocreales, Nectriaceae.
AUGGCUUGCUCCAAGAGACAUGCUCAAGGCAAAGUCAGAUAUCUGGCUCGAGACGAUUUGUACAGCACGGAAAAGCCGUACUCUGCGGGCUUUGCCGUCGACGAACGGAACGGCGCAAAGAGGUCAAACAUCAUUACUACGGAUUGUGACGUCCAAGUAAGGCCAGUAGCCAGUCGAGAUGUCUUUGACAUGAAUGCCAAUGGGUUCUGUAUCCUGAACGAGGUUACGAGCUUGACGCUGGAGGAUGCACUCGAUAGACCAGAGGAAGCGGAGCUGAAAUAUCACGCCGAACUUGAACAGAUCCUCCACAAGCAUUUUCCAGAAUAUACGAGACUCGAGGGCCUCGAUUUCGUAGUUCGGAGACGGCAUCCUCAUUAUCCCUCGGACAGAGUAGAGUUUGUCAAAUACGAACAGCCCGCGGCCAUAGCACACAGCGACUACACACCCGGAGGCGCAAUCGCACAACUCAAAGGAUCUUUUCCGGGACAGGAGGCCCACUUUCUAGACAAGGAAUAUGACAUGAUCAAGUGUGAUCUCCUCUGUGUCUGGAAACCACUGAUCGGACCCAACAACGACUGGCCGCUAGCUCUGUGCGACUAUUCUACCAUCCAACCCACCGAUAUCGUCCAGGCGGAUGUGCUGCAUGUGGACCGCAUUACCGAAAACCAACUGCUAUACCCAAAUGCUCAACACCGUUGGUACUAUAUAGAGAACCAGCAGGAGACCGAUCUGAUUGUGUUCCGGAACGUGGAUAGCACGGGGAAACGAGCAGGUUUUGGGUUCCAUGCCGCCCUCCUGAAUCCGGGUUCAGAAGGCCCACCACGUACGAGCGUCGAGGUUCGAUUUGUCGCUUUCAGAUAG